Molecule: messenger RNA, 2782 nt
Organism: Mytilus californianus (California mussel)
Lineage: Eukaryota; Metazoa; Mollusca; Bivalvia; Mytilida; Mytilidae
Product: allene oxide synthase-lipoxygenase protein-like
Exons: 16
Coding region: 101-2083 (660 amino acids)
Biological process (GO): hepoxilin biosynthetic process; arachidonate metabolic process; lipoxygenase pathway
Molecular function (GO): oxidoreductase activity, acting on single donors with incorporation of molecular oxygen, incorporation of two atoms of oxygen; protein binding; metal ion binding
Source: RefSeq, a predicted model, not a curated record
UUUAACGUACAUGUAUGAGUAAAGUUUCUUUGCUCUUAUCUUAUGUUUUAAGACGUCUAAGAAGUCAGCCCUAUUAUCUAGGUGAUCAACGUUCGGUAAAAUGGUUUCCUAUAAGAUAACGGUUAAAACUGGAGACAAAAAGGGAGCAGGAACGGAUGCUAAUGUUUAUCUAAUACUUCAUGGAAAAGGUACCCAGACAAACAAGCAGACUCUUGAUACCUUUUUUAAAAAUGAUUUCGAAAGAGGUAAUAUUGAUAACUAUUCUGUUGAUUCUGAAGUCAACAUACCAGAAGUGCAAAGAAUUGAGUUGUGGCGAGACGCAUAUGGUUUGUUCAGCAACUGGUAUUUAGAUUGGAUUGAAGUUACCAAUUUGGCAACCAACAUCACAUCAAUAUUCCCAGCAAUGAAAUGGAUCAAAGAGAACCAGCGUUACUUUUUCAAUCACAUUGACACAUGUUUGCCACAAGACGAUCCAUUCAAAGAAAUGAGAAUGGUAGAGCUUCAGAACAUACAGAGAGAUUAUCAGCUUCAAGUUAAGGUACCUGGAUUACCUGCUCAGGUAAAAGAAUUACCAGAAGAUGAGAGAUUCUCAUUUGAUUAUCAAUUCAGCAUGGGUCUGAAAGGCAAAAUUUACCGAGAAGAAAGUCAGAGAUUGGUGAUGGCCAGCGGCCGCGAGUGGAAGGAUGUCGAAGACGUGAAGUCUGUGUAUACUACAGUGUUUGGAGUCCCACAGGGUUCAAAAACCUUCAACGAUGAUGCUAGCUUUGGACGUCGGAGGUUGAACGGUUUAAAUCCUUCAAUAUUGAAUCUCUGUUCCGAAAUUCCUAAAAAUUUUGGAGUGACUGAAAUAAUGGUCAAACCGUUCCUAGAAGGCAAGACAAUGAAACAAGCCAUGGACGAUAAAAGGCUGUUUAUUAUAGACUUGGCGAUAUUGGAAGGAUGUCCAACUGUUGGGGAAACCAUUAUGACAUGUCCAUUUGCUUUAUUUUAUUUUAACGAUGCCAAAUGUCUUAUGCCAAUAGCAAUACAGCUAUUUCAGAAGAAAGGACCAAGUAAUCCGGUUUUCUUACCGUCAGAUCCAGAGUACACCUGGAUGAUGGCAAAGAUGUGGUACAGUGUGGCUGAUUCUACAUAUCACCAAGCUCUGACUCAUCUAAAUUUUACUCAUUUGAUGAUGGAAGGAAUAUGUGUCGCAGCUAAGAGAAACCUAGCGCCAUCACACCCAAUUAUGAAAUUACUAAAUCCACAUUUCAUAUAUCUCAUGGCAAUAAACAGUUUGGCACUUGGUACGUUGAUUAAUCCUGGUGGAUCCAUAGACAAAGAUUCAAGUGCAGGCGUCAACGGCCACUUUUACAUAAUAAAAAAGAGCAUGGAAUUCUGGAGAUUGGAUUUACAUGGAACUCUUCCAGAGGAUUUGAAGAGCCGAGGGGUAUUUGAUCAGACUGUACUGACUGGAGCUUAUCAUAUGAGAGAUGAUGCUCUGUUGUUAUAUGAUGCCAUUAGAACCUACGUAAAGAAAUACGUAAUGCACUACUAUUCUGCAGAUAGUUCUUUGACCGCUGAUUAUGAACUACAAAAAUGGGGUGCAGAACUUGUAAAGUCCAGGGAUGACGGCGGAGUUGGAAUCUUGGGAGUCCCAAAUAACGGUAAAUUUGUAGCCACAGACCAACUUGUUCUAACAUUGACAGCCAUUAUCUACACGUGUAGUGUUGGUCAUGCCGCAGCCAACUUCCAACAGUAUGAUGAAUAUGGUGCUCCGUUUAAUUACCCAUACUUUCUGUCUGGAAGUCCGCCUAAAGAUAAGAGUCCAGUUACUAUAGAAACUGUCCUUAGGUCUAUUUCAAACAGAAUGCAGCUUUUACAGUUGAUGGCAGCCACAAAAGUUCUUAGUGAGAAAGGAACACAAAGUCUAGGUGAUUUUGAGAAACAAUUAAUAGUUGAUCCACCAGCAAUAAAAUUUGUUGAAGAGUUUCGACAGAAUUUACGGGAGAUCGGUAAGACAAUUGACGAAAGAAACAAAAAAAGGAAACAUCCAUAUGAUGAGCUUCAUCCAUCGGCAAUCCCAAAUGCAAUAAGCAUCUAGAUACUCAAUCAAUUAUAUCUGUUUUUGAACAAAGCCAUUAUAGUUUAUGUAUGCCAAGGCAAAGUUCAAAGCUUUUCAAUAAAUUACAGUCAUUAAAAAUAUUGUGUUUGAAUUCGCUUUAAUAUACUAGAAUUUAGCUGCUAUAUUUGUAAUUUUGUAACUGAGUUGAUCAGUUGAGUUGAACUUUGUGAGUUGAUAUUGCUUUUAUUUUUUAAUUGUCAUCCAUAACGUACAGCCUUUGUGUAAUAGUCCUAACACUAUUAAUCUUAUGAAUCUAAGUUAUCCAGAAAAAAAGUAUUGACAAAAAAUACCGAUCUCCAAGACAAAUUCAAAAAGGAGAAGUCCAUAAAAACGGAAAAGUCAAACGUUAAGACUUUGUCAAUCAACGGAAUGAAUGGAAAACAACUGUUAUAUUCUUGACUUAUUACAGACAUUUUCUAAGUAAAUUAAGAUGAUUGCAACCUACUCCAAAAUAUAAAUUCCAGUGAAUUGGGUGGGAGGGUAUGAGUUAUAUAUCAGCUGAUUAAGUUAAGUUAUUUUCCAGAAACUUCGAAAAAUCCUUAAACGAUAUUAUUUCGCAUUAUUGACCUGUGUGUUUUGUUUUCUUAGUAUGAAGUUAUUUUUCUGUACAAACACUGGGAAAUUUCUUAUUGCAAUAUAUAUACAUAAUUGUGAUUUCAAUAUAUUACUUAAGAUAUA